Fonticula alba is the source of this 2270-nucleotide messenger RNA. RefSeq lists its product as hypothetical. The record is from RefSeq and is a predicted model, not a curated record. Bases 23 to 2239 code for a protein of 738 amino acids. The transcript is spliced from 2 exons. Lineage: Eukaryota; Rotosphaerida; Fonticulaceae.
UCCCACACAUCCCCAGGCCACCAUGUCCUCGAUCGGGGGCCUUGGCCCGGACUUCCCCAAGUACGGGCCCGCUCUGCCAUCCACGAAGCCCAAGUGGGAUCGGCUCUUCUCGCUUGCAGGUGUGGCCACUCCGCUUUUCAUUGUUCGCUUGCCCCAUCCCUCGAUCCAGAGCGCCCUUCAACUGCUAGUCCGGGUCAUUCUGUGCAGUUGGUCGCCCCAACUGCCGAUCGGCCAGGACCUCAUUGAGGAUCCCGCCUGGUUGGACGAGACGCGACAUCGGCUCUUCCUCUAUUUCGUCGCCGGUCUACACCAAGAAGACGGGGUGCUUGCUGAGAGCAUCUCCCUGUCCUACGAGCAGAUCCUCAAGUACUCGCCUGGGGCCCAGUGGAUGGCCCGAACCACCAGCUCCGGAAUACCCUUUCCCGAACACCUGCGAGACAUCCCGCUGGCCUUCCUGCUCACCCGUAAGCUGACCAGCCACACGGUCAUCGAGCAUAUCGCUUCGGCCGAGCAGAAGGCCCACCUACGCAUCUUCCUGGAGGACGCCCUGGAGGAUGGCCGUCUGCGCAUGGAGCGAGCCCGCAGGAUGGACUCCACCUACGGAAGGGACAUCGGCUUCGCCAUCAUGGCCCGCCUGGCAGGCCACACUCUUCCCACCUCGAUUGAUCCCUCGGUCCUGGACUAUGUCAUGGAGAUGGAGCCCGGGAUCGACGCUUUGGAUCCACAUUCCACGGUGCCGACCAUCGGCGACCACAUCAACCUGAGGUCGAUGGUGUUCCAGCAGGGCUUGCGGGCGAAGUCACGGGCAUUUGGAGCGGUCGAGAAGGCCGCCCCGGCGGGCACGUACUUGCUCCUGGAGGCCCUGGCAACACUCAACAACGGGCCGCCGAAUGCCCAAGAGAGGGACCCAUGUCCGGACCCACGGCUGCCUGCCCGGACGGUGUCGGACCCGAUCGUCCGCGCCUUCCUGGCCAAGUACGUUGUCCAGGACGCCCUCUCGAGCUCGGGGCAUCUGCGUCCAACCUUGAUUCGUCUGAGCCAUGUACUGGGCCAUACCCAGUAUGUCACCCUCAGCCCAGGGACGAUUAUGCUCCUCCACAAUACCCUUUCCGAGGGGCUGGAUCGCAUUUGUCAUCAGCUCAUCUUCCAGCACCUGUUGAACUACGCCUCGGCCCUCUGCAGAACCAUGGGUGACUUGCUGGAUGCUGCGCUCUGGAUCCGGGACUCGGCCAUGCUGGCGUUCUCUCACGAGGCCGCCGCGCGGCACCUGGCCUCCUUCGCCCAAGGAGGUGUGCAAGUGGCAGAAAGGACCUUUUACAUGAUCCGGGAGGUUGAUUUCCUGCUGCUCACUCGGCACGAUCACCAGGUCGUGACUCUGAUGAACAACUUGGAUGACACCCGAUUGCGCCGUGGCCGGACAGCGGACGAGGCCGAAUGGCUGCGCACCUUGUGGGCAAAUGACCCCUUCGUCGGCGCGCGAUUGGCUACUUCGGCGGCGCCGCGACACCCUGCUCGGCCGGCGUUGAUGGGCACGCCCGGCGACGACGACGACGACGACAGAUCCCCAAGGAUGCUUUCGGCUGCCCAUGCCCAACGGGCUGGCAAGAAUCGCUCGCAGCACCAGCAGCCGGGCAAGACCCGGAAACCGGCUCCUGGCCCGCGGCGGCCUGCUCAGCCGGAGGGGGUCCACUCCAUGCGGCCCCCCCCGGCCCAUGGUCGAAUGCUGUGCCCUGCCAUGCCCGCAAGGGGCAUCAUGCUGGACCGCCGGCCACCCUAUGGGGCACCAUCCAAUGACACGGCUGGCCGCGCUGCAGGCUCCCUCAAGAGCGUGCAGCACCACCCCCCGCAGGCUCGCCCCACACACCCAUCCUCUGUGAAGGUGCCUCAGCGGCCCGCCGGGGCGGGCGAUAGCACGCGCGCCGCUUGGAUCCUCGCGCCCAAGCCCAUCGCCCUCGGCCGGUCGACCACGGGCACUGUCAUUGAAUCCAUCACCGACUUGACCUCCUCAUCUCACGAGGAGAUCAAGGAUGGAGCCCAGGUGACCUGUCGGAAGAAGGUACGACAGCGGGUGACGCGGAAGGUGAAGACUUCGCGAUCGCACGACAUCCGCCCGGGGGACCACGUCGGCCCUUUGAACGCCGGUCGGCACGCCACCCUGGCCCGGUCGCCGGGACAAAAGUCCAAAACCGGAACCGAGCAAUGGCCCGCCUCCAGCGGCUCGGGGGCCCACCAGCACUGAGCCCACGGCACCCGGCCUCGCUCCUUCGGCA